UCCACAUUCUGGCACAACACCAGGUCACAAUGACCCCCCGUUACGGCACAGCAACCAGACUGUCACUGUGAAAUGCAGGAGCGUUCAUCGCCAACGGGCUUCCACGCUGAUUCGUGUUCCGACUAUUUAUCCGCCUAACUGAUGCGAGCUGGAUCGAUGUUCAGCUCCGUCACAACGGCGUUGGAGAUCAGCCAGGCUGGCGCACCUAACGAAACAGAUGAAAGCGACACAGAGGACUGAGAUGCAUCAUGAAGAAGUAUUACGAAAACCAAAUAUUCCAGUAUGGUACACGAAGCGCUACCAGCUGGCUCUCCUGUACAGUAUGGGGUUCGCUGUCCAGGGUCUGCUGAUGUACAACCUGAGUAUAUCCAUAGUGUGCAUGGUUGAUCACCAAUACAUAUCUGGUCCUGCUGGAACUAAUGACGCCAAUGUGAGUUCCGAAAUCAACAUAAGUUUCACCAUGCCACACGAAUGCAGCGGUGAACACAACACAACUACCUCGAGAGAGUGCGGACAGAGAGGUGAGUUCACGUGGUCCAAACAAGUCCAAGGUCUUCUUCUCGGAGCUAUGUUCUGGGGCUAUACGAUAGGUCAGCUGUUCGCUGGCUGGUUGAGCCAGAGGUUCGGGGCCCGGAUGGUGAUUGGGCUCGGUGUAGGCGCCUCUGCUCUCCUCACACUCCUCAGCCCGAUGGCUGCUAGGAUAAACCCCUACCUAUUCCUGUCUACGAGGCUUCUGUUUGGUAUAAGUCUGGCAGUGAUUUAUCCAAGCAUGGCAACUUUCUGGUCAAAGUGGGCACCGCCAAAUGAAUACAGUAGUAUUGUCUCAGUCUGCAUAUCAGGGAGCACCAUUGGCAAUGCUGUUGUUUACCCCAUUGGUGGAGUUCUGUGCGGAGAUGACUUCAGUCUCGGUUGGCCGUUCAUUUUUUACACAACAGGUGGUAUUGCGGCUCUAUGGACACUGUUGUGGAUUCUGCUUGCCCGCAAUCAGCCUUCACAAGUGCCAUCUAUAUCUACAGAAGAGAAAUCUUAUAUCGAAGCCAGCCUUCGCCACAGGGUGCAGAUGAGCAGAGUACGUCGUAUCCCGUGGCGAAGUAUGUUCACGUCCCGUCCCGUUUAUGCACUCAUGGCCGACAACUUCCUCACCAACUACGGUCUGUAUAUGCUGCUCACACAGAUGCCCACGUACUUCAACGAUGUCCAUAGACUCGACUUCAGCUCGAAUGGCGCCUACUCCAUGGUGCCUGUUGUUUGCAUGGGUAUAGCCACGUUUGUGUGCGGCUUCCUGGCGGAUCUGCUCAUAUCUAGGAAACUGUGUUCCGUCGGGGUUACACGGAAGAUCACCAUUACCCUCGGUACAUUGCUUCCUGGUAUCUGCAUGGUCAUCCUGGCGCAGGCGGAACAUGGCCAGCAUCUGUUCGCUGUCUCGAUGCUGUGUCUUGCUGUGGGGUUUGUUGGCUUCGGGAUGUGUGGAUUCAGCACAAACUAUGUGGACAUCGCUGGCCAGUUCGCCGGUAUCCUGUCUGGUAUAGGAAACGCCAUCGGCUCUCUACCAGGGGUGUUGGCUCCAUACGUCGUGUCAAGGCUAACGCCUAAUGGCACCCGCUCCGAGUGGCAACUGGUCUUCUAUGUAACUGCUGGGAUCGCUUCGCUGGCGACAGUCAUAUACAUUCCGUUUGGAUCAGGUGAGCUUCAGCCGUGGGCACAACCCAAAGAUGUGGAGCAAACAGUGUUCAUUGAAAAACCAACUCUAAAAGACGAGGUUCCUGUUAUAAAUGGUAGUCAAAAAGACGCAGAAGAAAUAAUUUCAAAUAAAAAAUAACAUUUCA
This is a messenger RNA of Haliotis rubra (blacklip abalone), 1826 nucleotides long. RefSeq lists its product as uncharacterized. Gene Ontology annotation, molecular function: transmembrane transporter activity. The transcript is spliced from 10 exons. Gene Ontology annotation, biological process: monoatomic anion transport; transmembrane transport. The record is from RefSeq and is a predicted model, not a curated record. The coding region runs from base 218 to 1819 and encodes 533 amino acids. Lineage: Eukaryota; Metazoa; Mollusca; Gastropoda; Lepetellida; Haliotidae.